Molecule: messenger RNA, 183 nt
Organism: Prunus armeniaca (apricot)
Lineage: Eukaryota; Viridiplantae; Streptophyta; Magnoliopsida; Rosales; Rosaceae
Source: the annotation of a GenBank genome assembly
AUGAAGAAAACACCAAAAGCAACGAUCAAGAAAAAAAAUCCAACGUUUGGGAAUCUUGAAGAAUCUUUCGAUGAAAAUUUGUAUGGGAAGAUUGUGUACAACGAGGAAGAAGCUUAUGAUCUCUAUAAUGAGUAUGGUGCAAGCAUUGGCUUUAGCAUUCGAAGAAAACAAAAAAAGAUAUAA